Molecule: messenger RNA, 435 nt
Organism: Helianthus annuus (common sunflower)
Lineage: Eukaryota; Viridiplantae; Streptophyta; Magnoliopsida; Asterales; Asteraceae
Exons: 2
Coding region: 1-435 (144 amino acids)
Source: RefSeq, a predicted model, not a curated record
AUGGCCAAUGAAACAACGCAUGAUACGUUGGAGCAUUUUUGUCAUGGUAUAAUAAAGUUGUACGGUGCUCGUUAUCUGAGAAAGCCUAUAUGGUACGAUCUUCAACAAAUUUACGAGGUCCAUUCUAAUCAACACGGUUUAUCGGGCAUGAUCGGGAGCUUGGAUUGUCGCCAUUGGCGGUGGUAUAGUUGUCCAGCCGCAUGGCGAGGUCAACACACACGAGGUGACCAAGACGGACCAUCUGUUAUUCUUCAAGCGGUUACCUCACUGGACCUUUGGGUUUGGUCGGCUUACUUUGGUAUCGGGGGGUCAUGCAAUGAUAUAAACGUUUUCGAACAAUUACCAUUGGUAGAGGACUUCAUUUAUGGUAGAGCUGCAAAAGCAUCUUUUUAUACAAACGGAAACUACUACCAUGCACGGAUACUAUUUGUGUGA